CUGGGUCUCUCCAUCCGCCUCUUUAAGCGCCUCUCACUGGCGCGCCGAGGAAACCUCCCAGCGGCGGUUGCUGUAGUAUGUUGUCAACGGAGAAUCGCGCAUCAAAUUUACUUUUUUUGGGAUUGCCUUAUUCAUUGAAGACUAAUUCAAACUAGAAAGGCUGUAAAAAGUUAUUGAUAUUCUGCUCCCAAUGUGAUAUUUUUUUAUAUAUAUAUCGCUCGAAAUAGGAUCUGAAGCAAUGGGGGCGUUUGGAGUGAUGAUAGGGAUGUUGCAUUACGCCGGGCUUUAUGUUCAGAUUAACACCGCUUUCAAGACUGUUGGAUUUGGCGAAGUAGACAAUUACCUCACUGGAAAUGCGAUCUUCACCGAGGUUCCCCAUGACACGACCACCCAGAGCGGGGAGGAUGUAGAGAUGGCCUGCUCCUUCCGGGGGGCCGGCGCUCCGUCCUACUCCCUGGAAAUCCAGUGGUGGUACUCGAAGAAGCACGGGAGCUGGCAGCAGCAGCAGGAGGAGGAGGAGGAGGAGGAGGAGGAACGCCGGCCAGGCCAGAUCAUCAGCACCAACCAGGUGGUGCCUCUGGAGCAGAUGUCCAAGGAUGCAACCAAAAUAAGUGUGGUGAAGGUCGCCGGCAGCAACAUCUCCCACAAAUUGCGCCUGUCCAGCGUCAAGCCUUCCGAUGAGGGCACCUACGAGUGCCGUGUCAUCGACUUCAGCGGCAGCGUGCCCCAGCACCACCGCGCCCACGCCUACCUCCGCGUGGAGCCGCACAGACCGGGCCUGAGGUCUGCCGACCGGGACCAGACUUCCAGGGCUCAGCAGACCUCCAGGCACCAGGCGGCAGGCGGCCACCUGCAUGCCCACCCCGGGCACCAGGUUGCUGGGAAGGAGCUGAACAGAAAAGAGGCCGUUGGUGGUGGUGGCUGUGGAGAGGACUGUAAGGUGCUGUAAGCUGGUGCAUUUGAGGGGGAGGUACAGAGAGAGAGAGAAAGAGGAGAGAGAGAGAGAGAGAGAGAGAGAGAGAGAGAGAGAGAGAG
Molecule: messenger RNA, 1035 nt
Organism: Gadus morhua (Atlantic cod)
Lineage: Eukaryota; Metazoa; Chordata; Actinopteri; Gadiformes; Gadidae
Gene: vstm2lb
Product: V-set and transmembrane domain containing 2 like b
Exons: 4
Coding region: 239-949 (236 amino acids)
Cellular component (GO): membrane
Source: RefSeq, a predicted model, not a curated record